CGCCGGCGAGGCUCAAACGCAGCUGGUUUAAUGAGAGACGGAGGAGCAGACUGCUGCGGGCUGCAGCGCCCCCUGGUGACCGGGAGGGGAACUGGUCGUGUGGGAAACACAUGACACCGUGUUGUUUAAAAGGAAACGCCUCACAGCCUCACAGCUCAGUCGACACAGUGCUCCUGUCUCGGACCGGCUACACGAUACUGGCCGUCAUCAUGGGCGCGUUCUCUGUGGUGGGGAUCAUCCUCAACGUCCUGGUGAUCGUGGUGACAAUGAGACACAGACAGCUCAGACAGCCGCUCAGCUACGCCCUCGUCAACCUGGCCGUAUGUGACCUGGGCUGCGCUGUGUUCGGUGGUCUGCCCACCACAGUGACCAAUGCCGUGGGAUACUUCAACCUGGGACGUGCGGGCUGCGUGCUGGAGGGCUUCGCCGUGGCCUUAUUCGGUAUAGCAAGUCUGUGCACAAUAGCAGUCAUUUCUGUCGAACGCUACAUGGUGGUGUGCUAUCCCAUGGGUGCGGUCCUGUUCCAGACCAGACAUGCGGUGGCUGGGGUGGUGCUGUCCUGGGUGUGGUCGUUCGUGUGGAACACCCCUCCGCUGUUCGGUUGGGGGAGUUAUGAGCUGGAGGGCGUCAAGACCUCCUGCGCCCCCAACUGGUACAGCCGGGACGUCGGGAACAUGUCCUACAUCAUCAUAUACUUUUUCUUUUGCUUUGCCGUGCCCUUCUCCAUCAUCACAGUGUCUUACUCGCAGCUCUUGUGGACCCUCCGUCAGGUGACCAAGCUGCAGGUGUCUGAGGCUGGCAGCACCAACCGCGUGGAGGUGCAGGUGGCACGCAUGGUAGUGGUGAUGGUGUUGGCCUUCCUGGUGACCUGGUUGCCGUAUGCUGCCUUGGCGCUGGCUGUCAUCCUGGACUCCAGUCUAUACAUUGACCCCGUCAUCGCAACCGUACCCGUUUACCUGGCUAAGAGCAGUGGUGUCUACAACCCCAUCAUAUAUAUUUUCAUGAACAGACAGUUUCGGGGAUACGCUGUCCCCACCGUCCUGUGUGGAUGGAACCCGUGGGCCUCAGAUCCACAAACAUCUGACUGUGAGACCACGGUCGCCUCCAUCAACAAGAGCCAGAGAGUCUCACCUAAAGAAUCUCUAAAAGAAUAA
Messenger RNA from Acanthopagrus latus (yellowfin seabream), 1154 nucleotides. It is a transcript of the gene parapinopsina, whose product is annotated as parapinopsin a. Gene Ontology annotation, biological process: visual perception; G protein-coupled receptor signaling pathway. Bases 111 to 1154 code for a protein of 347 amino acids. Lineage: Eukaryota; Metazoa; Chordata; Actinopteri; Spariformes; Sparidae. The record is from RefSeq and is a predicted model, not a curated record. Gene Ontology annotation, molecular function: G protein-coupled receptor activity. The transcript has 6 exons. Gene Ontology annotation, cellular component: photoreceptor outer segment; membrane.